Molecule: messenger RNA, 909 nt
Organism: Carassius carassius (crucian carp)
Lineage: Eukaryota; Metazoa; Chordata; Actinopteri; Cypriniformes; Cyprinidae
Product: troponin I, slow skeletal muscle-like
Exons: 9
Coding region: 163-648 (161 amino acids)
Biological process (GO): muscle contraction
Cellular component (GO): troponin complex
Source: RefSeq, a predicted model, not a curated record
UGCAUAUUUUCAUUUUUGGAAGCUGCAGGCAACUCCUCAGGUUUCACAAUGGCGGACGAGUAACCUCCUGCUCCAUUGCCCCCUCGAGUGCAAGCCAAGCCGAAGUCAAAGAUUUCUGCAUCUCGAAAACUUUCCUUGAAGAUCCUUUUGCUCCAAAGAGCCAUGGAUGAGUUGGAACAGGAGAAGGUCAAUCGUGAUGAGGAGAAGGUGAAAUAUCUGAGUGAUAAGCUUCCACCUCUUCAGAUCACCAGCCUUUCAAUGGAGGAGUUACAGAAACUAUGUCGACAACUCCAUGCCAAAAUCGAUGUAGUGGAUGAGGAGAGAUACGACUUUGAGGCUAAAGUGAAUAAAAACAACAGAGAUAUCCAUGAGCUGAAGCUGAAGGUGCAAGAUUUAGGAGGGAAGUUUAAGAAACCUGCCCUGAGGAAGGUGCGUGUGUCUGCGGAUGAGAUGAUGAGAGCGCUGCUGGGCUCCAAACACAAGGGCUCCAUGGAUCUCAGAGCCAACCUCAAAUCUGUGAAGAAAGAAGACAUUAAACAAGAGAAGGUUAUAUCGACGGAGGUGGGCGACUGGCGUAAGAACGUCGAGGCCAUGUCUGGUAUGGAGGGCAGGAAGAAGAUGUUUGAUGCUGCUGGAGGAGGACAGUAAUAGCAAAGAGUCUGUAUAAUUGUCUAUAUGUGUAUGUGUGUGCAUUUGCUAUUAGUGACAGGUGAAAUCAAAAUGAAGAUAAUUGCCUGUAAUGAGUCACCAGUAAAAAAUAAACAAUAUGCAUUAAUACGAAUCUCUAAAGAAAGCUUGUAAUUAUAUGAAUAUGGAAAUGUUUAAUGCUACUUCGUUGUAUACUAUUUACCCACUUAAGGUUAAUAAAAUGUUGAUCGUGCUAAAAUCGCAUGCUUUAUUAUGACUACA